Messenger RNA from Anisakis simplex (herring worm), 246 nucleotides. Lineage: Eukaryota; Metazoa; Nematoda; Chromadorea; Rhabditida; Anisakidae. The record is from the annotation of a GenBank genome assembly.
AUGGGACUCGUGUGGCGCCCAGUUUUGGGAUGCCCGAGCAUUACUGCAUAUUCCUUAUCGUCGCAUAGUGCCAAUGGCGCAAUUAUUAUCAUAAAAGUACAAGUGAUCAAGGCCGGUGAUUGCAAACGUCCAGCAGUGAAGCAAUUCCAUAACUCCAAGAUUCAUUUCCCACUUCCACAUCGCGUGACCAAACGACGAAAUGCAGCCGUUUUCACGACACGUCGUCCACGAACUCAUUUCGCUUGA